Molecule: messenger RNA, 666 nt
Organism: Epithele typhae
Lineage: Eukaryota; Fungi; Basidiomycota; Agaricomycetes; Polyporales; Epitheliaceae
Product: ras-domain-containing protein
Exons: 6
Coding region: 1-666 (221 amino acids)
Biological process (GO): regulation of endocytosis
Cellular component (GO): endosome
Molecular function (GO): GTPase activity; GTP binding
Source: RefSeq, a predicted model, not a curated record
AUGGCUGGAGUAGCUUGGCAUUAUGUGCUGAAGUUCAUCAUCACUGGCGAUGCAUCUGUGGGAAAGUCGUCUUUGCUCGUCCGGCUAACCGAUCAACGGUUCCUCGCAAACCCGGAUCCGACACUAGGUGUGGAAUUUGGAUCGAAACUCAUUACCAUUCCUGAGGAAAACAAGGUCGUGAAACUGCAGUGCUGGGACACCGCGGGAACUGAAUCCUUCCGCUCGAUCACGCGCUCCUACUACCGCGGCGCCGCGGGCUGUCUCCUCGUCUACGAUGUCACCAGCAGGCAAAGCUUUGCGAACAUCCGUUCGUGGCUCGCGGACGUGCGCGAGCACGCAGACCCGCAUUUGACCUGCAUCCUGGUCGCGAACAAGAUCGACCUCUGUACUGAAGACCCGGCUGCGCCCGGCGUCGCACCCAAGCGUGCUCGCAUGGUGAGCGCAGAGGAAGGCGAGCUGUUCGCGAAGGAGGAGGGGCUCUUGUUCGUCGAGGCGUCCGCCAAGUCCGGAGAGAACGUCGAGACCGCGUUCGAGACCGCGACCCGCGAUAUCCUCGACAAGGUCCGCCGCGGGGUGUUUGACGACGACAGGUCGCCGGGCGUCAAGCUGUCCAAGCCAUCGGCAGGCGUUGGCAUCGACGAGCCUGAGAACUCGGGCUGCUGCUAG